AGGUGGGUUUGAAUGUAAAAUGCACUCCUACUUUAUAUUGUUCGUCGACCUAAUAAGAGUAGUUUAUGCAUGUUUGCCAUUGCUACGGUUCUUGUUCACCGUUGCGGCUAUAACUUGCACCUCACUCACCCUUGCCUUGGCUGCCACAAUACUUGGAGACAGCUACUCUACUCCCACUCUGUGACCACUUGAUGGACAAGGCUAUGGCCGAUUCCGUCAUCUCCUGGCUGAUCGGUAUGUUGAUGGACAAGGCUAAAGAGAAGGUGGACUCGUGGUUGGGAGUCCCCGAGGAUAUCAAAAAGCUCCGACGCACUCUCCGCAGCUUCCAGUCUGUCCUUGACGCCGAGAAUCGGCGGAUCGAGGACAAGGCCGUCAACGACUGGCUGAUGGAGCUGAAGGAUGUCCUGUACGACGCCGACGACCUCCUCGACGAGUGGCGGGCCGAGAAGUGCACCCCGGGAGAGCCCCCUCUGAAGCGGGUCAAACGCAACAUAUCUUCCAUCUCGUUCAGAAAUGUGGUGGGCAACAAAAUCAAGGAUCUCAACGAUCGGCUGGAGGAAAUCAAUUUUCUUGAAUCGAAAGGCUUCUUUUUACUCGUAUUAUUCUGUUUCUCCUUGUUUCUCCAUCCCCAACAGGUUCCUCAAGUUAGUCGCAUAACUUCCCCCACGAUGAAGUCUGACAUGGUUGGCGAGCAACUGGAGGACGACGCCAUGGCACUGAUGAAGCAGCUGACAAAGCAAGAUCCGAGUAAGAACGUGGUGGUGCUGGCAAUUGUGGGGAUCGGCGGCAUCGGAAAGACCACCCUCGCUAAGAAGGUGUUCAAUGAUGGUAAAAUCAAAGCCAGCUUCCGCACCACCAUCUGGGUGUGCGUGUCCCAAAAGUUCAGCGAGACGGAUCUUCUCAGAAAUAUCGUUACAGGUGCUGGUGGAAGCCAUGGUGGAGAACAGAGCAGGAGUCAGCUGGAGCCCGCGGUGGAGCGUCUCCUGAGAGGGAACAAGUUCUUGCUGGUGUUGGAUGAUGUUUGGGGUGCUCAGAUCUGGGACGACUUGCUCCGAAAUCCUUUGCAGGGAGGAGCAGCAGGGAGCAGGGUGCUGGUGACCACCAGAAACGCAGGGAUCGCGAGGCAAAUGAAGGCGGCCCACGUCCACGAGAUGAAGCUGCUGCCUCCGGAGGAUGGCUGGUCGCUCCUGUGCAAGAAGGUGACGACGAAUGCAGAGGACGAAAGGGAUGCCCAAGAUCUCAAGGACACAGGCAUGAAGAUUGUUGAGAAAUGCGGAGGGCUUCCCCUGGCCAUCACCACGGACAUCCAGCAUAUCGUCAAUUUGACCAAGCGACAUGAGUCAGUGAGGACAUUGUUAGUGGAGGGAUCACGCGGCAUUGUGGGGGAUGUAGAUGAUUCCUUGAAGAACCUUGUGCGACUUCGAGUCCUGCACCUUAUGCACACAAAUAUCGAGAGCAUAUCACACUAUAUCGGAAAUUUGAUACACUUGAGAUACUUGGAUGUGUCUCAUAGCCAUAUAACGGAGCUUCCAGAAAGCAUAUGCAAUCUGACGAAUUUGCAGUUUUUGAUCCUCAAAGGAUGUUUCAAGUUGAGACAGAUCCCCCAGGGUAUAGAUAGGCUACUCAAUCUAAGGACACUCGAUUGUAAAGAUACAGACUUGGAGAGCUUACCAUGUGGAAUAGGAAGGUUGAAGCACCUCAAUGAACUCGUAGGAUUCGUGAUGGACACGCCUACUGGUUCGUGCCCAUUGGAAGAAUUAGGCAGCCUCCAGGAGCUCAGAUACCUCUCCGUUGACAGGUUGGGGAGGGCGUGGCUGGAAGCUGAACCGGGAAGGGAUACGAGCGUAUUAAAAGGUAACCAUAAACUGAAGAAUCUACAUUUACAUUGCUUAUCCACACUGACAUCCGAUUGUCACACGGAGGAAGAGAUUGAAAGAAUGGAGAAGGUGUUGGAUGUGGCACUUCAUCCACCAUCAUCUGUUGUUUCGCUCAGUUUAGAUGGUUUCGGCCUCCGGUACCCCAGCUGGAUGGCGUCUGCAAGCAUCAGUUCGCUUCUUCCAAACAUAAGACGCUUGGAACUAAUUUAUUGUCUUCAUUGGCCACUGCUUCCACCGCUAGGGAAGCUCCCUAGCUUGGAGUUUCUUGAAAUCGUCGGUGCAGAUGCAGUGACCACCAUCGGACCGGAAUUUUUUGGGUGUGAAGUUGCUGCUACCGGUCAUGAUCGUGAACGGAAUUCAAAGCUCCCUUCUUCUUCUUCUCCUCCUCCUCCUCCUUCGUUGUUUCCGAAACUAAGGCAGCUGGAACUCUGGAAUAUGACAAACAUGGAAGUGUGGGAUUGGGUAGCGGAAGGUUUUGCUAUGCGUCGCCUCGACAAAUUGGUCCUCGAAAAUUGCCCCAAGUUGAAGUCUCUACCGGAAGGCCUGAUCCGACAGGCAACCUGCUUAACCACAUUGGAUCUGUCCGAUGUGUGUGCUCUCAAGUCCAUCAGAGGUUUCCCUUCUGUAAAAGAACUGAGUACAAGUGGUGAAUCAGAUCUGGAGAUUGUUGCUGAUCUUCCUGCACUGGAGUUCUUGAAUUUGGGCACGUAUCGUCGUCGCAACAAUCAUUUACCAGAGUGGUUGGCGCAACAAUCAUUCACUACGCUCCAGAGACUGGACGUGCGGGGAACCACCCAAAUACUCCGCAGAUGCCUCCAAAAUGGCGCAGACUGGCCCAUGAUCGAACGCUUUCCAAAAUUUUCCAUCGAAGAUGGCCGAGGCAAUUAUAUAAACUACAUCAAGCAUUCCUGCACCUUCGACACAAACCUAGUCGAUGAUGAUGCUGUUUUUGCUGCUGUUGCUGCUGAAGAAGAAGAAGAAGAAGAAGAAGAAGAAGUCAAUGAGCUUUGAGGUAACUUACCUUUCAUGCUCACGUCUCCACCAUCUAACGUCUUCUUUUCGUUUUGGAGUGGCAACUCACAGUCAUCUUUUGCUGCUUAUGGCAGGGAGAUCGACAUCAAUCACGAUGUAAUUGGCAGUCAUGUCUAAUAUGAUCAUUGCAAAUGGAGUUGACCAUGGAAAGUCGGA
Messenger RNA from Musa acuminata subsp. malaccensis (wild Malaysian banana), 3065 nucleotides. NCBI's taxonomy places the organism in Eukaryota, Viridiplantae, Streptophyta, Magnoliopsida, Zingiberales, Musaceae. The record is from RefSeq and is a predicted model, not a curated record.